This is a messenger RNA of Parastagonospora nodorum SN15, 246 nucleotides long. RefSeq lists its product as hypothetical. Lineage: Eukaryota; Fungi; Ascomycota; Dothideomycetes; Pleosporales; Phaeosphaeriaceae. The transcript has 2 exons. Bases 1 to 246 code for a protein of 81 amino acids. The record is from RefSeq and is a predicted model, not a curated record.
AUGACGCAAUCGGCUCAGGACAGCCCUGCGUUUGUCUCCUCGGUUCUCGGCAGGUAUUGCGCGCCUCAGAUCAAGCAAGAAAGAUGUUGCUUCGCGAUCCGUGCACGUGUCAGUGAUCCAUUGCCAUCUGCAUGGAUCACAGAUGAGACGAAAGUUUUGGAAGACGAAUUUCCUGGGGUAGUAAGACCACAUUUGCACACCAAAACAGCUCUUGAGAACACCUGCAUCUGGUACGUCCUUCGCUAG